GCCGUUAUACUUGUUGUUCUCCCAACUAUUUAUCCUGGACAACAUUUUAAUUUUAUACCUAUAGUAAAGUUCUCUCCUCCAAUCUCUCUCUCAAAAUAUCCAUAUUGAAAAAACUUCUUAUUGUGUUGUUCAGAUUUUCUUGUGUAACCUUGUGACAAACAAUGGAGCUGAUUGGUUGAUGCAACAUCUCAAACCUUUUGGUUCUUUGUUGCAGUGAUCAGCUGAAAUUAAGGAAAGGUGGUGUAGUACUAAAAGUCCAUGCUCCUUUUGCAGCUUAUCAUCAAUCUGUCUUUAAUUAUAAAUCACAGCUUUAAUUUAGUACUUGUCCCAAAUACUCUCAACUACACUACUCUUUCUUCAUGUAUCCUUAUGAUGACAUCCAAGAAACAAGCUUGUUUGUGUUUCCUGAUAGCAUUUGUGCAGACCCCAGCUCAACAGAUCAAGAUUUUUUGCCUUCUUCGUUGCUUAAUAUUGUGUUCCCUCCUGAUUUACUCGGUUUCAACCACGAGGGGAUGUUGUUUCAUGAUGAAUUGCACCAGGGGGGUAGUGUUCAAGAAAUGGUGAUCCCUGAGGGUGUUUGUGGUGCCAAGAAGAGGAGGUUAUCAAGUGGAGGGUCUUCGAGGCUUCGUGAGCAGAUUCGGGUGAAUAGGAGGUGCAAGAAAGAUAGGCAUAGCAAGAUUACGACAGCAAAUGGUUGCUCUAGAGGCAGAAGAAUGAGGCUUUCACUAAAUGUUGCUAAGGAGUUUUUUGAGUUACAAGAUAUGCUGGGACAUGAUAAGGCUAGCAAGACGGUGAAAUGGUUGCUUGAGAAAUCUGAAAAUGCCAUCAAUGAGGAGACUCAAAAGCGCGUCUUUGGAAUGAAGGGCAGCCCUUGUCCAUCCACCUCAGUGGUGUCUGCAAUUGAUGAGCUUCAACCCGAUGCCUCGAGAAAGGGGAAGACAAGAGGAGGAACUCAUAAAUUAGGCGCAUCUCAUGCUUCUACAAGAAAAUUAAGGGAAAAAGCAAGAGAAAGGGCAAGGAAGAGAACACUACAAAAGAAAGGGCUUCUGCUUGUCAGUGGUUUUACUGAUAAUUAUGGAUCCAGGGUAGACAAUUGUCCACAAGGUACUAACGCUGGGGCUGCUUUUCCUUCACUGAGUUGCGAAAAAUCUGCAGCAGCUGGGAACAAGUUUCUCAAUCUGAGCACUAGUUAUGCAGCUCGUGACCUGGAGGUUGAAGACAUAGUAAACUAUAGCAAGCAGCAACCAGACAGUUUUGAAGGGGGUACUAAUACAGAACUUAUAAAUGAUCAUUCAUUUUUCAUAAGUAACAACUGGAAUCCCUACACCAUCUUCAAUCUGCAUAACAAUUCAGGAACUCCACUGUAAGCAUCAAUGCACAAACUUGAAGUAUGAUCAUCGCCAUGGAAAUUUUCAAAACAUGGGAAGUGCAUUGGUAUAGCAAUAUCCUAAAAGACUAUAUAUGUGUAUCUGACAUUAAUGUCACUAAGUUCCUUCUUUGUGCUCCAUGGGAGAAGGUAUUUGUGUAUUUAUUAUGUUAUA
Molecule: messenger RNA, 1541 nt
Organism: Daucus carota subsp. sativus
Lineage: Eukaryota; Viridiplantae; Streptophyta; Magnoliopsida; Apiales; Apiaceae
Product: transcription factor TCP12
Exons: 2
Coding region: 360-1367 (335 amino acids)
Biological process (GO): regulation of secondary shoot formation
Cellular component (GO): nucleus
Molecular function (GO): DNA-binding transcription factor activity; sequence-specific DNA binding
Source: RefSeq, a predicted model, not a curated record